Molecule: messenger RNA, 1878 nt
Organism: Mya arenaria
Lineage: Eukaryota; Metazoa; Mollusca; Bivalvia; Myida; Myidae
Exons: 3
Coding region: 630-1040 (136 amino acids)
Source: RefSeq, a predicted model, not a curated record
UAAAAAAGCAGAUCGGGAUCUAUUAUAAUAUGUUGCAAACUCAGUUACAAAAGCUGACCAGUGGUAAAUAUUUGUGAUUUAAAAAUGUUCACGAUUCAACGAUUGGAUUGAAAUGUAUAAUGUGGAUGUACGAUACAAAGUUGGAUACAGGAUCACAGUUGGACAAUAUAUAGAGUAAACGAACACAGUUGAGCAAGGUUUUGAAUAUAUGAGCAAAAUUGAACAUUGUAUAGGAAAUGUGAGCAAAGUUAAUCAACGUAUAGGAUAUAAGCAAAGUUUAACAAUGUAAAAUAUACACAAACAAAGUUGAACAAUGUAUAGAAUGUAUGAGCAAAGAUGAACAAUGUGUAGGAUAUAAGCAAAGUUGAACAAUGUAUAGAAUAUAGGCAAAGUUGAACAAUGUAUAGGAUAUAAUCAAAGUUGAACAAUGUAUAGGAUAUAAGCAAAGUUGAAUAAUGUAUAGGAUAUACGAACGAAGUUGAACAAUGUAUAGGAUAUGAGCAAAGUUGAACAAUGUAUAGAUAUAAGCAAAGUUGAAUACUGUAUAGGAUAUACAAACAAAGUUGAACAAUGAAUGGGAUAUAACACAACUGCAUAAUUUCUUAAAGGCAGACUCGCGCUGACUGCAGAUGGAGUUGCUUCAGACGUUAGCUCUUGUGAGCACACUUUGGACAAUAGUUGAAGGUAUCCAGUGCUGGCAGUGUAUUGCUGGCAAUUGCUCUGAAGAUCCAACCGGAAACUACAAGGCCACCAAGAAAACAUGCAACUUCGGACAGGCAUGUCAGAAAGUAUACUUUGAAAUGUUAGAGGAAACAGAAAACGCCAACUAUAUUCACAUGUCAACAGUGCGAGGCUGUUCGUCCGAGUGUACCUCACGAGACGACGUUAUAAAUUGUACGUUGCAACAAAGAACAUCACGUGGUUGUGUUCGUAAGGACUGUUGUAGUGAUACUGACCUGUGUAAUAAUGCAGACAUUGUGUGGAUGGAUAUAAAAUUGUAUGUCGUCAUAAUGGCUGGUGUAAUAUUGCCAACAUUGUGAGGAUUGGUGUGUGAUGUUAUGUCACCAAGAUGGCUGGUGUCAAAGUGCAGACAUUGUAAAGUUAGGUUGUUCAUUAUUUGUCACCAUAACAGUGCAAAUAUUAUGCAGAAAUGUGUCAUUGUUUUCCACCAUAAUAGAUGGUAUUAAAUUACAAACACGGCGAAAGGGAUAUGCCAAAAAGGCUAGUGUAAUCUUAUGAGGAUAGGUAUGUAAUUGUUUGUCACAAAAGUAACUAGUGCACUAGUGCCGAUAGGUGUCACAUUGUUUGUGAUCAAGAUGGCUUGUGUAACAGUGUCAUUGCUAGUUUUGUAGCAGGAUGCGUAAUUGUCUAUAAUAGUAAAAACAAUAUCGUUGCAAACAUUGUAAGGACGGGCGUAUUUCAUUUUGUAAUUGUAAUGAUUUUUAGAACAUUGCAAACAUCGUGAGAACGGGUAUGCCGGUUUCUGUUAUUAUAAUGAUUUAUGUAACCUUGCAACAUUUUUACUGUUCAUGAUGAUUCAUGUAUCGUUAAAAUGUUUUGUAAACAGUUGGGACAUUGCAUUGUAUCCUGAUGGUUUGUACAACCGUAUAUAUUUUGUGAGAAAAGGUAAAGUCCGUUCCUCGCUUUUUACCUACAUUCAUUGUAUUUUAAUAUUAUUGUUAAGGUAAAAACAAAGCGGUGUCUCUGGUCCUUUAAAAUGCAUACAUUGUAUUAUUGGGUUGUAGGGGUAUAUUGCUACAUUCAACUGAAGCACGUCUAUAUAUUAUGAUCUGUGACGCUUUUGCCUAAAAUAUAUUUAAAAAAGGCUAUUAGUCAAAGUUCAACUUUGUGAUAUGCGAUUAUGCGACGCUCAUCGGA